CUUUUAUUUCCCGCUGACAUUCAGAGAAGCGAGUCACAGGCGUGAGGAAGGAUGUGUCUGGAGUGAUGUUCGCAGGCUGUUAUGCUGAUGUAUUCAGUACGGACACGCUGAUGGAGUCUUUGGAGCGACGGCUACAGAGGCCUUUGUUGGCCAAAUCCAGGACAUUACCCAGCAUCCCUCAGUCCCCCGCCGCCAUCCGCGUGCAGCAGUCGGAGAAAGUUUGUGAACGUCAACAGCGCCCACAUGUUCCUUCCAGCCCUGGUGGUCUUGAAGCAUGUACGCUGCCUCCUGCAGGCGAGAUGUGGCGGCUGGAAGAUGAAAACGAGGCCGAAGUCGCUCCGGGUGCCGUCGACCCGCGGCCGCGCUCUCAGUCGCCGUUCUCACAUUUCCGGCGGCGGGCGGCAUAUCUGAGGAAAAGCAUCUCGGCUGACGAUCACCUGGGAGAGUCGGAGUUCGAACCCGCCCAGCCGGAGAGGAGGAGCUUCGCCGAUCCAAAAGUCAAACUGAAGAGGAAGUUUAGUCUGGGCUCCAUCGACAGGAAGGGAACACAGCAGAGAAGGACUGAGUCUGGGAUUGUGAAGUUCACCCAGAGACUCUCUUUGAAGGACAAACACUGCAAGGAGGACAGGAGUCAGUCGUCCAGACCUCCGGCCUACAGGAGGCGCUCUCUCAGUGUGGACUGGUAA
Messenger RNA from Sinocyclocheilus grahami, 686 nucleotides. RefSeq lists its product as uncharacterized. Lineage: Eukaryota; Metazoa; Chordata; Actinopteri; Cypriniformes; Cyprinidae. The record is from RefSeq and is a predicted model, not a curated record. The transcript has 6 exons. The coding region runs from base 66 to 686 and encodes 206 amino acids.